Morchella sextelata is the source of this 627-nucleotide messenger RNA. RefSeq lists its product as uncharacterized. Lineage: Eukaryota; Fungi; Ascomycota; Pezizomycetes; Pezizales; Morchellaceae. The record is from RefSeq and is a predicted model, not a curated record. The coding region runs from base 1 to 627 and encodes 208 amino acids. The transcript is spliced from 3 exons.
AUGAGCGUGCACCUCAUAGCGGCGAAGCCGCAAAGCUGCAAGGCAAGAAAGGAGGGUUCGAAAGCCGCGCAGCGGCUUGGGAGCCCGACUUCGAGCACUUGCAGAGUACGUACUACUAGUAGUGGCCCAGCUCGCGACCGCGAGUUGUACUUUGGAUUAUGGGUAUCAAAUCAUGGUGGAAUCGGAGGCCUUCAAUGGGGGGCUUUCGGCCCCACCUCCUCCCUCCCCUUCCACCUCCUGCUCUCUCCAAUUCAAUUCUCUCUAGAGUUAUGGGGGGCCUUCGGCCCCAUCCUCCUCCUCUCCAAGAAGACCUCCACCUCCACCUCCACCUCGAUCUCCACCUUCACCACCCUCGGCGUCCGUAAGACCACCAUCCAGUUCGACUUGGCCACGAUCCUACAAUCCCACGCCCUUACAGACCCCAGCUUCGAUGUGGCCACCGGCGUGCGGACGCCGUAUCCGCAGCUGCCCGAAAUCCCGUUCAGCGCCACGGGACGCCCGUAUCUGCCAAAGGGCUAUUUUGCGCAGUGUACCCACGAGCAGGUGGCGCAGAUAGUGGUGGCGCUGUGCGCGUACUUGGGGGGGGAUGGGGGAGAUGGCAAAGGCGGGAGAGACGGUUACUUUUGA